This is a messenger RNA of Candidozyma duobushaemuli, 939 nucleotides long. RefSeq names its product acid phosphatase. NCBI's taxonomy places the organism in Eukaryota, Fungi, Ascomycota, Pichiomycetes, Serinales, Metschnikowiaceae. Bases 1 to 939 code for a protein of 312 amino acids. Gene Ontology annotation, molecular function: phosphatase activity. The record is from RefSeq and is a predicted model, not a curated record. The transcript has a single exon.
AUGUUUUAUGACGCGUAUACUAACAGUCAGUAUAUUCUUUUAGUCAGACAUGGUGAAUCUGAAGGUAACUGCGAUAAGUCAGUCAAUAGACAUACACCAAACCACAAGAUAUGCCUAACGGCGCAAGGACACGAGCAGGCGAAGAAAGCAGGCUCUGUGUUAAGAGAGUUUUUAGAACAGUUUGAAGAACAUGACUCAAGAAGCGUGCUUUUCUAUACAUCCCCAUAUCUUAGAGCUCGUCAGACCUGUAAGGACAUCAUCGACGGAAUUCAGGAUUUGGAAGGUGUUCGUUUUAAUGUCAAAGAAGAGGCCAGAAUGAGAGAACAAGACUUUGGUAACUUUCAAAGCACUCCUGAGGAGAUGGAGAAGAUCUGGGCUCAAAGGGCACACUAUGGCCACUUCUUCUUCAGAAUACCUCAUGGCGAAAGUGCUGCCGAUGUCUACGAUCGUAUAGCCAGCUUUAACGAAACGCUUUUCAGGCAAUUCCAUCAAGAGAAAUUCCCCAAUGUUCUUGUGCUAGUCACGCACGGAAUUUGGGCCAGAGUGUUCUUGAUGAAAUGGUUCCGCUGGAGCUACGAAGACUUCGAGUCUUUAAGAAAUAUUCCUCACUGCCACUUCCUCAUCAUGAAGCAACAAGAGUCUGGUCGCUACUCUUUGAAGACGCCUCUUCAAACCUGGGAUGACUUGCGAGAUCUGGAUGUUGAGGAAGAGAUCAGCAAGGAAUUCACCCAGGAGGUGAGUUUCAAUUCCAUGAACAAGCUUGACAAUCCAGAUGACAUGGAUAUCCAGAGCAUUAUUAAAGCUCAGGUUGAGGCUAUAGAAGAGAACCGCCUGAAGGAUAAAAAAAUUCACGAGACUUAUAAAACUACUUUGGCUAUAAGACUUUCGCAAGAUCACCAGAGCAUACAGAACAGUAAGGAAGACAUUCUGUCCUUGUGA